Molecule: messenger RNA, 978 nt
Organism: Plasmodium coatneyi
Lineage: Eukaryota; Apicomplexa; Aconoidasida; Haemosporida; Plasmodiidae
Exons: 1
Coding region: 1-978 (325 amino acids)
Source: RefSeq, a predicted model, not a curated record
AUGAGAAGCAUAAUCCACAUUUCGUUUUCCUUCCUCGUCCUGCUGAUACUUAAGCGUGAGUACAAAUUGGCUAGUGGAAGAAUUGUGAGUCACACACUUAAUAAUUUAACAACCGGUUCAGUGGGUAGCAACUGUUCGAGUGAUGAGAAGGGCAUCGGAGAAUACAAAGCAUGCAAUGGUGAUGUGGAGGUGAAGGAGGACAGUUCCAGGAAGAAUGUGUUGGACGCACAUGUGGGGAAGGACGGAACGGAGGAAGGUCCCUUGGAUGAGCAGGGUGACAAGGACGUUGUGAAAAAUGAGGUGCAUGAAGAAAGUGUGAACUCUGCGGAUCUGGUAACCCCAGGGGGCGAUGAUGAGUUGAACGAUGGAGAAGUAGAUGGUGAGGAAGUGGACACUGAGGUGGAAGACGAUGAUGAGGUAUACACUGAAGUGAUGGAUACAGACGUGGUGAACGUAGCAGACGCCGCACGUACUUCCAGUUAUAAUGAUGAAAGGGGUAGUUACUAUACGAAGAACGAGGAAGAAAAGAGGAGAGAUGCGUCAACCCUUCAGGGGGUUCACGAAGAUCAGGUCAACAAGAACAACUUGGUGGAAAACAGGGGUGAUGACAAUAGUGAGAGGUUCUACCUGCAUGCGGGAAGAGAACCAUCUCCAAUGGAAGAAGAAGAAGAAAAUGACGAUGAUGAUGAUGAUGACGGAGACUACCAAAUUGGCGAUGAUGAAGACGCCGAAGACGAAGCGGAAGAAAGGGAAGAAGCAGAACGCUCAGUUCCAACAAGUGAUGCCAAGGAAAACGAUCUGCUCAUAGAGGAUUAUAAAAAUACGAAUGACAUUAAGAAGGAAGCAAGUACUUUAGUCGAAACGAUGAUUAGCAUGCUAGAUGAAAGCGGAGAUAAUGAUGAAGUAAGAAUGUUGGCCCAAGACUUGAUUGAAUUUUUCACCACUGAUUUAAACACCCAGAAGGGAAACUCGCCAUGA